UAUCAUAUCAUCUUUUUUUCUUUUCAUUUUUGUAAAAAAUAAAAAUAAUUAUCAUAUCAUCUUUGUUACUAGUAAAAGCUUAGCCUUUGCUACUACUGCACACACACACACGUUUGCUUUCUCAUGUGAAUUGCAGCACUUCAUUUGCUCUCCUCUCCCCUCAUUCCAGGCAGAGGAAUACGAUCAUUUUCAAGUAUAGCUAUAUAUGUUCGAUUACUAAAAAAAAAUGGAGGCAUCAAAAAGCAAUGCUAUGACUUCUAAUAAGUGGAUGGCAUUUGAAGCAAACAAGACCUCUAAUAAGGUGUCCAAAAAUACCGAGAUAGUGAAUGAUGAAGCCGGUAUGGCUGAGAGGGCAGCAGAAUGGGGGCUAGCAGUGGUACCAGUAAAUGGGGGAGAAUCAGCCCCAUCAACCUCGAAUGUUGUGAUUCGAAUGUCAGGGGACGGAAAUCAAGGCAAAAACUCGUACGAGAAGGAGUCAAGGAGGAUGUCAGAGGAAUCAAAUAAUUCUAACACAUCAGAACAUCUUCCUAGAGCGUCACAAGAGUUGAAGGAUGCAUUAGCUAAUUUGCAGCAGACUUUUGUGGUUUCAGAUGCUACUAAACCUGAAUGUCCUAUAAUGUAUGCUAGUAGUGGAUUCUUCACUAUGACUGGCUACUCUUCUAAGGAAGUUGUUGGACGCAAUUGCCGAUUUUUGCAGGGACCAGAAACAGACCAGAACGAGGUGGACAAGAUAAGACAGGCGGUGAAAAAUGGGACCAGUUAUUGCGGCAGAUUGUUGAAUUACAAGAAGGAUGGCACCCCUUUCUGGAACCUUCUUACCAUUACCCCUAUUCGAGAUGAUAAGGGUCGUGUCAUCAAAUUUAUUGGAAUGCAGGUCGAGGUCAGUAAAUACACCGAAGGAAUAAAUGACAAGGCAUUACGUCCUAAUGGCUUGCCAAAGUCACUAAUCCGUUAUGAUGCUCGUCAGAAGGAAGCAGCAUUGGGUUCCAUAAUAGAGGUUGUUCAAACUGUGAAGCAACCACGAUCUCUUAGUGUGAGUAACAUCAAUGCUGAAAAACAGGAGGUUGCAGGGAAAUUCAAUCUCGAUUAUAUGCUGCCAAAAUCUGCAGAAAUUGACAAUGUGGGAACUCCUGGUAGGCUGUCAACCCCUGGUAGGGAGACUCCUAAAUUUGACGCAUCUAGUAAAGAUUCUGACAAGAGCUCUAGAAAAUCUGCGCGUAUUUCUUUAUUGGGUUUUAAAGGGAGGUCCUCUGCUAAGCAUGAACGACAACCAAGUCUUGAGCCAGAAUUUCUUAUACCGAUAGAAAUAGAUCGUCCUGACAGCUGGGAGCGUGCAGAAAGAGAAAGAGACAUACGACAAGGAAUUGAUUUAGCAACAACAUUAGAGCGUAUUGAGAAGAAUUUUGUGAUUACUGAUCCCAGGCUUCCAGAUAAUCCAAUUAUUUUUGCAUCCGAUAGCUUUCUUGAAUUGACAGAGUUUACACGGGAGGAAAUUUUGGGAAGAAACUGUAGGUUUCUUCAGGGACCAGAGACAGAUCAGGCCACUGUCCAAAAAAUAAGAGAUGCUAUCAGGGAGCAGCGGGAUAUCACCGUUCAAUUAAUAAAUUACACUAAAAGUGGAAAGAAGUUUUGGAACUUGUUUCAUUUGCAACCCAUGAAAGAUCAGAAGGGGGAGCUGCAAUACUUUAUAGGAGUGCAAUUAGAUGGAAGUGAUCAUGUUGAACCAUUACGUAACCGAUUGUCAGAGAGAACAGAACAACAAAGUGCUAAAGUGGUCAAAGCUACUGCAGAAAAUGUUGAUGAAGCUGUUCGAGAACUUCCCGAUGCCAAUUUGAGGCCAGAAGACCUGUGGGCAAUUCAUUCUGAACCUGUUUACCCAAAGCCCCAUAAGAAGGGCUCAGCCACUUGGGCUGCAAUCCAAAAGAUUACUGCAGGUGGUGAAAAAAUUGGUUUGGAUCAUUUUAAGCCCAUAAAACCAUUGGGUUGUGGUGAUACUGGAAGUGUUCAUUUGGUGGAGCUGAAAGGUUCAGGAGAACUCUUCGCAAUGAAGGCAAUGGAUAAGUCUGUUAUGCUGAACCGUAAUAAGGUGCAUCGUGCUUGUGUUGAAAGGGAAAUAAUUUCUAUGCUGGAUCAUCCUUUCCUUCCUACACUAUAUGCUUCUUUUCAGACUUCUACACAUGUUUGUCUGAUAACCGACUUCUGCCCUGGAGGAGAGCUUUUUGCUUUGCUUGACUUGCAGCCAUUGAAAAUUUUCAAGGAGGAUUCAGCUAGGUUCUACGCAGCUGAGGUUGUAAUUGGACUAGAGUAUCUUCAUUGUUUAGGUAUCAUAUAUCGUGACCUGAAGCCUGAGAAUAUACUACUGCAGAAGAAUGGGCAUCUUGUUUUAACGGACUUUGACCUCUCAUUCUUGACAGCCUGCAAACCUCAUAUAAUAAAGCCUCCACAACCAAAGAAAAGAAGCUCCCGAAGUCAACCACCACCGGCUUUUGUAGCAGAGCCAGCUACCCAAUCUAAUUCAUUUGUUGGAACUGAGGAGUACAUUGCUCCUGAAGUUAUUACUGGAGCUAGCCAUACUAGUGCUAUUGAUUGGUGGGCUCUAGGAAUUUUGUUGUAUGAGAUGCUUUAUGGACGUACACCUUUCCGGGGUAAGAACAGACAAAAGACAUUUGCAAACAUAAUGCACAAAGACCUCACAUUUCCAAGCAGCAUUCCGGUAAGUCUUGCAGCAAGACAGUUAAUUUAUGCGCUAUUAAGCAGAGAUCCUGCUACGAGAUUGGGAUCCCAAGGGGGUGCCAGUGAAAUAAAAGAGCACCCUUUUUUCCGUGAAAUAAACUGGCCUCUGAUUCGUUGCAUGGACCCACCGACCCUGGAGGUGCCCCUUCAAUUGAUUAAAAGAGAUACAGGUGCAAAGGAAGUCAGAUGGGAUGACGAUGGAGUCCUUGCUUCUCCUAUGGACUUGUUCUAAAAGGAUUAUCAGUUGGCAAAAUCCAAAUUAUAAACUUCAAUGCAUAACUGAGAGGCUCAUCACUAGAGAAGAGAUCUUGUGAUUCAAUAUUUUUUGUGAUUUGUACAUAGAGGAUAAGAGGAAGAGGUACAUAAAAGCGAAGUAGGAUAUUUUUAGUGUUGCUUCUAUGUUUAGUAAAAGACUGUACGAUACCUUUGUAUAUUCUAAAAUCUAACGUUGUAAUUGUUUGGAAACUCAGAGAGCUCCUCUUCCAUUCAUGUAAGCUUAUGAUGUAGAGUUUGUUUGGCGAAAUAAGCUUGCCUUUAACUUUUUUUAUCUAUGAAACUUAAGCUUGCUACAUGUAAGCACAAUAUAGGAUCUGAUAUCUCUUUCUUUAGAA
Messenger RNA from Chenopodium quinoa (quinoa), 3344 nucleotides. RefSeq names its product phototropin-2-like. The record is from RefSeq and is a predicted model, not a curated record. The transcript has 24 exons. Gene Ontology annotation, biological process: protein phosphorylation. Gene Ontology annotation, cellular component: plasma membrane; nucleus; cytoplasm. Bases 227 to 2965 code for a protein of 912 amino acids. Gene Ontology annotation, molecular function: protein serine/threonine kinase activity; ATP binding. NCBI's taxonomy places the organism in Eukaryota, Viridiplantae, Streptophyta, Magnoliopsida, Caryophyllales, Amaranthaceae.